GUGUAUCAAGAAACUUUCAAAAUAUUUAUAAUACGUAAAAAAUUUCAAAUAAACAUAAAUAAUAAGUUAUCAUUAUAGUUGUUAAUUAAUAAUUUAAUUACUAAUCAUUAAUUAUAAAAUGCUUAUACCCACACGCAGAUGAGAUACCUAGUUGAUAGUAUAAACGAUCUUUAAAAUUGUUCAAAUAAUUUUUUUUUAAUUAUCUAAUGCAGUUUAAAAAUUGGUUAAAAUAAUAUAAAAAGUUUCAUAAUUGUUUAGAAGCCAUUUAAUUUGCAAUUGAUCAUUAGGUUUAUAAAAACUAUUUUCAUAUUUUUCCAAUUUUCUAGCCAGCUCAUUAAGUUUAUUAAAAAAAUGUUUCCAACAAUUAUAACAGAGAAAGAGACUUCCAUUAUUCUCAGUUUGUGUAUCUUCGAACACCUCAAAAAAAAAAACUAUACCAGGAAACAAAACCCUAUAAUUUUUUUCAAAAAAAGAAAAAACAAUAAAAUCGACUAUGGCGGUGCUGAGAUUGUUGUCAGCGUUAGAUGUGGCGAGGAUACAGUUGUACCAUUUCAAGGCGAUUAUAAUCGCCGGAAUGAGUCUCUUCACCGACGCUUAUGACCUCUUCUGUAUAGCUCCGGUCUUGAAAAUGCUCGGCGAAAUCUAUUACCACGAAGACUCAAUCGGAACCCCUAUUCUCUCCACUUUUUACGCCAUCGCUCUUCUUGGCGCCGCCUUAGGUCAGCUCUUAGUCGGCUACUUAGGCGACCGACUAGGACGCAGACGUGUCUACGGUAUAUGUCUCAUGAUCAUGGUCUUGAGCUCCUUCGGCUGCGGUUUCUCCGUCUGCACCACUCGCAAGUCUUGCGUCAUGGCGAGUCUUGGCUUCUUCAGGUUCGCCCUCGGGCUUGGUAUCGGUGGAGACUACCCUCUCUCCGCCACGAUCAUGUCGGAGUUCGCUAAUAAACGGUCGCGUGGGACUUUUAUCUCUGCCGUGUUCUCCAUGCAGGGGCUAGGAAUCUUGAUGAGCUCCGCCGUUACGAUGUCUGUAUGCUCGGCGUUCAAGAACGCAGGAGAAAGGAGUUCAGAGAAAACUAGAGCAGAGGAAUCUGAUAUUGCAUGGAGGUUGAUUCUGAUGAUCGGUGCUAUUCCCGCUGCGUUAACGUUCUACUGGCGAAUGCGCAUGCCUGAAACCGCAAGAUAUACAGCACUAGUUGAGAAAAAUGCUUUCCAAGCAGAAAAAGACAUGCAAAAAGUCAUGUCCGUGUGCAAAGUAUCUCAAGUAGAAGAAGAUUUACCGGAAGAACCACCGUGUUCUUCUUCUUCCUCGUACAAACUCUUCUCUCGCCGUUUCUUCAGCCUCCACGGCCGUGACCUCUUCGCAGCCUCAGCCAAUUGGUUCCUAGUGGACGUUGUCUUCUAUACAAGCAACCUCCUCCUCUUUCAAAUCGUCAAUUUAUCCGACAAACCUGCCAGUAUCUCAAAUGUCUACGACUCUGCCUUCGAAGCAGCUAAGGUCGCAGCCAUCGUAGCCGCGUGCUCCACCAUCCCUGGUUACUGGUUCACGGUUUAUUUCAUCGACAGAGUUGGUCGUGUCAAGAUUCAGAUAAUGGGUUUUUUCUUUAUGGCCGUUGUGUACUUAGCCGCUGGCAUUCCGUACAGUUGGUAUCGGUCUGAUCAUGGUUAUACUAGUAAUAAAGGCUUUGUUGUCAUCUACGGGUUGAUCUUCUUCUUCAGCAACUUUGGUCCCAACACGACGACGUUUAUAAUCCCAGCUGAGCUUUUUCCAGCUAGGUUUAGGUCAACUUGCCAUGGGAUUUCCGGAGCUGCCGGUAAGCUUGGAGCUAUUGUUGGGACUGUUGGUUUCUUGUGGGGCACAAAACGCGACGAAGAGCACAAAGACGUUUUCCCUGACGUCAAACGAGUGAGAAUCGCGUUUUUGAUACUUGGAGGCGUUUGUAUCGCUGGAGUGCUGGUGACGUAUUUCUGCACGCGUGAAACUAUGGGUAGAUCCUUGGAAGAGAACGAAGAGGACGAGAUCAUAACAAGGAUGUCGUCUGCUGAUGAGUUACUUCCAAGACGACAGUGACUUUGAUACCACAAUACAAUCAAUCGUCUUUUGAUAAUUUCCUCUCUAAUUUUCCUUCGUUUCUUAUACUGGUUUGAUACUCACAUUCUCAUGUAAAUUUACUCGAAUUUUUCACUUUUAAACUUGGUCAUCAUUUUAUUCAAUUAAUGACAUCCGUUUUUCUGUUUUGAAUGAAGGUAAACUUUUAUAAAUCUUAAAACACUUAGAAAAGAAUGAUAGGAAAGUUAAUUGUGAGGCUAUGUGAUAUUAAAACCUGAUUAAGUAUGAAUCUCACUUGAUUUUUGUUGGGAAGGAAGUCAUCUUGUUGAUUCCACAUAAAUCUUCUUUGGCUUACGAGUCGAAUAAUUAAAUAAGUAAAAGCAUAUAUAUAUUCUUAAACUUACUGAAAAUUAUCAA
Brassica napus (rape) is the source of this 2464-nucleotide messenger RNA. Its product is annotated as probable inorganic phosphate transporter 1-9. Gene Ontology annotation, cellular component: membrane. The coding region runs from base 494 to 2068 and encodes 524 amino acids. The record is from RefSeq and is a predicted model, not a curated record. Gene Ontology annotation, molecular function: transmembrane transporter activity. Lineage: Eukaryota; Viridiplantae; Streptophyta; Magnoliopsida; Brassicales; Brassicaceae. Gene Ontology annotation, biological process: transmembrane transport. The transcript is spliced from 2 exons.